AUGCACAUCUAUGCCUAUUCUGGUUUUUGGAGAUCGUCCAAAACAAAAGGGUGGAAGUUUCUUGUUGAUGAAGAAACAGGAGGUAGAUUACUUACUUUGGACACAAGCAAAACCUUUGACAACCUAAGAGUUAUGGUUUGUGAGGACUUUGGAACCGAUCUAAACUUUGUCAAUAUCGAGCUGAGUUACUUACCUUCCGAUUUGGUGAUUGGCCUCGACUCACCACCUAUUUUCAUCACCAAUGAUCGACAACUGCAAAAUUUUCUUACAUAUGUGAAGACCAAAGCUUCAACAAGGUUAUGUGUGUGUAUUCGAUCUAAGGUCGGAUUUAACUUGAAUGAAGAGCCUGCUGAGUUGCCUAACAGAGAGGAAGUGGGUAUGUCGGGUGAAGUUUCAGAUGAUAUUGAUGGUGAAGCCGAGCUUGAAGAAGAAGAUGCGAAGAUAGAUGAAAGUGAUGAUGAAAACAAGUGUGAGAAAGAUAUGAUCAACGGAAAGUAUGUCCGUUUUUCUCUGGUUGAUGUUUUGAAGAAGGGUCAACAUUUUACUAGCAAAGCAGCUCUGCAGGUUGGCAAAACGGAUAGAAGAGUUUGGUACGUUCGUUGUGCGGAUGAUGAUUGUCGCUGGCGUGUUCGCGCAGAGGGAUUAACAGGUUCUUCAUAUUUUAUCAUCAAAAAGUAUGUACCUGAUCAUUCAUGUUCUCCAUCAUCAAGGAACCACUCUGUUCGGACCGCUUCAUCAAAAACAGUUGGUACUCUCAUUAAGCAUAAGUACGAAACUGUCAAGGAAGGGCCGAAACCUAAUGAUAUCAUCCAGUUUAUGCGUAAUGAUCAUGGAGUUGAGAUAUCCUACUCUUUAGCUUGGGAGGCACGUGAGUAUGUAGUAAAUGUUGUGAGAGGCAUUCCGGAGAAGGGUUAUGAAAAAGUUCCCAAAUACUUGCACAUAAUGAAGGAAGCUAAUCCAGGAUCACACACAUUUUACGAAACUGAUAGCAAUGGGAGAUUCAGAUUCCUCUUCAUCUCAUAUGGUCAGUCUAUUCGCGGUUUUUAUGCUGCCAUUCGGAAAGUUAUUGUUGUGGAUGGGACUUUCUUGAAGAGCAAAUACAAAGGAGUGUUACUGGUUGCUACUGCUUUGGAUGGAAACUCGAACCUAUAUCCUAUUGCAUUUGGAGUUGUCGACUCAGAGAAUGACCGCUCGUGGGAAUGGUUUAUGAGACAACUUAAUGUUGUCAUUGCUGAUGAUCAGGGUUUAGCUUUUGUGUCUGACCGGAAUACUUCACUUGCUAAAGCUAUUGCAAAAGUGUAUCCGCAUACUCAUCACAGAAUUUGCAUUCACCACUUGCUGAACAAUGUUGUUACAUAUUUCAAGGGUAAAGGAGUCGCUGGUUUGGUUGCAAAGGCUUCUAAAGCUUACCGAGUUGCUGAUUUUAAGAAGCAAUUCACUGCUUUUUUCUCAAUUAGUCCUGCAAUUGGAACCUAUCUAAUACAAGCUGAUGUGAGAAAGUGGGCUCGUUGUCAAUUUCCGGGUUACAGGUACGAUGUUAGGACCAAUAACCCUGCUGAAUCAAUAAAUUCUGCUUUGCGUUCGCCAAGAGAGUUUCCAGUUAUACCUUUGUUGGACAGCAUAAGGGAAAUGAUGACUCGAUGGUUUUUCAAACGUAGAACUUUAAGUUCUAAGCAUAAACAUCCACUGACCGUUGCUGUAGAGAAGAAGAUUGAUCGAAGGAUUGAGAAGGGUAAGACGUUUCAGGUUUUCCCAGUUAGCGAUGACAGGUUUUUGGUUCGAGGUGACACUUUUGAAUGUAUGGUCGACUUGGUCAGACGCACAUGUUCAUGUGGGAAAUUCGAUCUGAUGAAAAUCCCAUGCAGACACGCCAUAAAAGCAGCUUUCAGCGUAGGCAUACAAGCAUACACACUCACUGACAACAUGUACACCACUGCUUCAUGGAGAUCGAUUUAUGAGGAAAGCAUAAAUCCUAUUGGUGUCCCGGAAGAUGCAUGGAUUGUCCCAUCUCACGUUCAGCAAGCGAAAGUCCUUCCUCCAGAAACUAGAAGAGCUGCAGGUCGGAGAAAGAAACGUAGGUACGAGACAGUUGAAGACAAGAUCCGCUCGUCACAAGGAACUCAAACCUCUAAACGUCGUAAAUGCAGUCGAUGUGGUAUUGAAGGUCACAACCGGUCGACCUGUGAUAGAGCAAUAUAG
Molecule: messenger RNA, 2199 nt
Organism: Brassica napus (rape)
Lineage: Eukaryota; Viridiplantae; Streptophyta; Magnoliopsida; Brassicales; Brassicaceae
Exons: 2
Coding region: 1-2199 (732 amino acids)
Molecular function (GO): zinc ion binding
Source: RefSeq, a predicted model, not a curated record